Molecule: messenger RNA, 1439 nt
Organism: Mya arenaria
Lineage: Eukaryota; Metazoa; Mollusca; Bivalvia; Myida; Myidae
Exons: 7
Coding region: 677-1414 (245 amino acids)
Source: RefSeq, a predicted model, not a curated record
ACACCUGAGUAGUUUUGGACCGGUUUACUGCAAAAUAGGGUGGUCAACAUUCAGGACUGGAAGAAAGAACUAUGCAAAUACUAUACAGAUAUUGCAUACCCAAAGUAGCAAUUACGUUGGGGUUAUUAGCGGGUGAAAUAGAAGAAAUAACGAAUACCUGUGCGAAAGAAGAACUGAUGGAUUCAUUAAGCUUAUAUCUGUCAGAAACAAACAGGCUAUAAAUAUUUAAUUUUAUAAAAAAUAACAAAAAAUAAUUCCUUUUUAAAAAACACACAACUUUCCAAAAUUCGAUGAGUCCAAAAAAAAAAAAAAAAAAGUAACAAGAGUUCAAGUACAUAGAAUAAAGCACUAAGAUGAUAUCGGCAAAAAUAUUCGAUAUAGUACAUCGAGACCAUAGGCGACGACGACGCCAUAAUUCGACAAACAACAACAACAACAAUAAUUUUACUUAAUUUAAGGUUAUUAAAGGCGUAUAAGUAACUACUUUAAACCAAGAAUAUUUUUUUCUGUGAAUGAACAAACCUAUUUGCCCAGGGUAGAUAUUAUUUUUAAAUUGCAUACUGAAUACUGAGAUAUGUGUCCGGACUUGCAUUAUUUCGGAUAAAUACUAGAAACUUGAUUAAAGAAGAUUUGAGUAAUAUAAACAACUGUGAUAAGGUUGUGAGGCCACUGCAACAUGCCAUCACCUGCGAUGUAUGUGACCGUUGGCAGCAUCGAGUCUGCGAUACAGGUGUUGCAGAAACUGAUAGAAAUAAUGGAAGAGGCGCCGAAAGUCGAAGGUUUUGUGAUGGAUUUUGAAGCAGGUCUAUGGCAGGCCCUCCGCUCCGUUUUCCCGGGUACCCAGCUGAAGGGAUGCGCAUUUCAUUGGUGCCAGGCUGUUCUGCGCCACGUCCAGCACCUGGGGCUAAAGGCAACUUAUGAGCGGAGAGAGGGAGCCCACCAGCUCAUCAGGAAGCUGUUAGCCCUUCCAUUUCUUCCGGGACAACACAUAGAGCGCGCCUUCAUUAAGCUUAAAGACCGGGCAGAGGGGAGUUCGGACCAGAUGAAGGAACUCUUCACGUACGUUGAAGAUCAGUGGAUGGAGAGCUCCCUCUGGAGCACCACUGAGUGGUCUGUGUACCGACAGACGAUACGAACCAACAAUGACACCGAAGGAUGGCAUCGCCGGUUGAACUUUUCUGCCGGUCGGUCAACCCUGCAGUUUUACGUUUUGCUGAGUUUGCUGCUGAGGGAAUCCAAAAUGGUGAAUGUAACACAUCAACUGGUGUCGGAGGCAGCCCUUGGCCGUCAGCGUCGAGAGCGCUACAGAGACAUCGACGCCAGGAUCAUGGAUGAGUGGGACUCAUACGAUUCCCAUGAGGUCACCUGCGAAGAGUUCCUCAAAAAUGUUGGUGCCAUCUACGGCGGCCGAUAGGUGUCAAGACUGAUGUUAGACAAUG